Molecule: messenger RNA, 11353 nt
Organism: Salmo salar (Atlantic salmon)
Lineage: Eukaryota; Metazoa; Chordata; Actinopteri; Salmoniformes; Salmonidae
Source: RefSeq, a predicted model, not a curated record
GUUCGCUGCAGAUAUUCUUCCUUCAGCGAAGCGCUGCCUGUAAGAAUCCCGACGCUGUGUGUUUUGACACUGACAGCGAAGGCAGCCUAUUUCACAUACAUGUACACAACAGGACAACCCGCUAUUUGAUUCAAACCGACUAAAGAUUAUCCUCCUCCUCCGCGGCGGAAAUUCGGAGAAACAAAAAACAAGCCGCUGGCAGACCGACUACAGACGGAUGCAAUUCCCAGCAGCAGUGGCGAGUUAGAUGGAGAAACAGAAGGUGGACGAGUCGCUGUCGUAAAUAAUUAAAUAUCCAGACAUCUGUUGAAGCUAAAAUAAGGGGAAAAUGCAUCUCCACCAGGUGCUAACGGGAGCUGUGAACCCCGGUGACUGCUGCUAUUCUGUGGGGAGCGUCAACGACAUUCCUUUCACCGCCUAUGGUUCAGGCUGUGAUAUAGUGAUCUUGGCCAGUGAUUUUGAGUGUGUUCAGAUCAUCCCUGGGGCUCAAAAUGGCAACAUCCAGGUGGGCUGUGUCGAGUGCUCCCACCAGCUGGGCAGGAUUGCAGCGUCCUAUGGGAACACAGUGUGUAUCUUUGAACCAUUCGCUACCAACCCAAACAAACGCCACAAGCAGCUUAACUACCAGUGGCAAAAGACAGGACAGUUCUUCCUUAAUGCUAUCACCUAUAACCUGGCCUGGGACCCACAAGGGAAGCGUAUUCUGGCAGCUACAGAGCGCCUGCAGCUGUGGGCCCCUCCGUCAGCACACACACUGAUAGAGGAGGAGGAUGGACCCAUGACCGAUGACAAACCUCACCCUGCCCUCAACGACUGGAAGUGUGUCUGGCAGUGCAUGACUGCAAUGUCUGUUCACAUCACCAAGUGGUCUCCUGAUGGGGAAUACUUUGCAACAGCCGGCAAGGAUGACUGUCUGUUGAAGGUGUGGUACCCCACCACUGGGUGGCGCUCUUCUGUGGUGCUCCCAGACCUCCCAGAUAAGAAAGGCCCUCAGGUCCACUUCUCCUUCAUAUACCUGGCCCACCCCCGCUCUGUCACCGGCCUGUCCUGGAGGAAGACCAGCAAAUACAUGCCCAAGGGUAGUGUGUGUAAUGUGCUGUUGACGUCGUGUGAGGACGGUGUGUGUAGGUUGUGGUCUGAGACGGUCCUGCCAGAGGACAGUAUCCUGGGUGGUCAGAUCACUGACAACACAUACAGUUCCAGCCUGCCAGGCCUGGGGGGCAAGGACAAGAUUCAACAUGCCCUGGAGUCGAUGAGCCACCUGAAGCACCUGCGUCGUGGUCGUCGGAGGUCGUCUGCCCUGGUGUCUCACACUGAGCUGCUGCCGUCUCAGAUGGGGACCCACGAGACACACACACACCGCCACAUCUCUCACCACGCUAACGCUCUCUGUCACUUCCACAUCUCUGCCAGCAUCAACCCUGCCACGGACAUCCCAGCGGUGCUAGCGGAGUCUGCCGUGUUUACUCCGGAGGAUGGGAGUGGAGGAGGAGGGUUUGUGGUCCACUGGCUCAACAACAAGGACCUGUCCUUCACCACCUCCAUGGACCUGUUCAUGCUGCAGCUCCGCAAGCUCUCAGAACAGCAGCUGGACCAAGCCACCGACGACGCCCUCGACCAGAACGGCUCCCCCAUUAAGUUUGACUUUGACCUAGAUGAGAUGUCAGAGAAGGGUUCAUCAGAGCAUGGUGAGGAGGGUGAGGGUGGUGAGGGCAGCACCAAGGCGUCGUCCCCAGGCUCCAGUAGCUCGGUGCCCCUGCCCUCCAUGUUGCUGGAGAGGAAGAUGGAGGCGUUAACUCUGGAGUGGAAUAAGAGUCCUGACAUGCUGUUUACCAUCCACCCCACCGACGGGUCCUUCCUGGUCUGGCACGUCAAAUACCUGGACGAGUACAUCCAAGGGAUCUUCAGACAGGUGCAGGUGUCGUUCUCGUCCCGUAUCCCGGUGGCGUUCCCUACAGGCGACGCCAACUCCCUGAGUAAGAACAUUCUGAUGUACGCCUGCUCCUUCUCCAACGUGGAUAUCUCCAACGCCGGGGAGGAGCAGGGGGGGGGAGCCCGCCGUUUGCCCCGUUCUGCCUCUGCUGGGCUGGGUUCCUCAGCUGUCAUGAUGGUGUCCAAACAUGUGGACGGGUCUCUAAAUCAAUGGGCGGUGACGUUCGCCGAGCGCUCGGCGUUCUCCAACGUUCUAACCGUGUCUCAUACGUUCCGUUACUGCGGUCACCGGUUCCACCUCAACGACCAGGCGUGUCACACCGUCCUCCCCCUACUGCUGACCUCCUCCCACCACAACGCUCUCCUCACCCCCCCCUCCGCCCCCGGCAGCAUCGACCUCGACCAGCCACCCACACACACACCUCCCCCCAGAGGACGGCGCAGGAAGCAGCUGCGUAACGCGGCCACCAGGACCUUCCAUGACCCGAACGCCAUCUACAGUGAGCUGAUUCUGUGGAGGGUGGACCACAUAGGACCCCUGUCCUGCACUGGAGGGGUGUCAGAGCUGGCCCGCAUCAACUCCCUACACACAUCAGCCUUCUCCAAUGUAGCAUGGCUGCCUACCCUGGUACCCAGCUCUGUGCUAGGUACGUACUGUAACAGUUCCAGUGCGUGCUUCGUAGCGUCAGACGGUAACAACUUGCGUCUCUACCAGGCUGUGGUGGACGCCAGGAAACUACUGGACGAACUGUCAGACCCUGAGACCUCAAAACUAGUAGGAGAGGUAUUUAACAUAGUGAGCCAGCAGUCGACAGCCAGACCAGGCUGCAUCAUAGAACUAGAUGUCAUCACUAACCAGUGUGGAUCGACCACCCAGCUCCUUCAUGUCUUCCAGGAGGACUUUAUUUUGGGGUAUAAACCUCAGGAGGACCCAGAGCUCUACACUACAUCCUACCCUUCUACUGAGGAGUACCACCCUACUCCGUUCUCUGAGAAGUUCUUCCUGGUUGUCAUAGAGAAGGACCUGAACAUGAACUCUGUGCUGCAGAUGUGGCACCUGCACCUACAGUCCAUGCAGGCCUGUGUGGAUGAUCCGGUCCCAGAGAGGUCGUACCAGUCUCAGCUGACGAUCCCAUUCCAACAGAGUACAGCUGACACAUCCUCCUCCCCUCUCCCCCGCUCAGCCUCCACAGCUAACCUGCAGUCAGCCAGCAAACUGAUCCUCAGCUCCAAGCUGGUCUGUAGCCACCGCCUGGACCUGCCUGUUGGGGUGGAGGUGACUAGGGCUACACCCUCCGCAGGUCACCUGAGUUCGUCGUCCAUCUACCCUGUGUGUCUGGCCCCCUACCUGAUCGUCACCACCUGCUCUGACUCCCGCGUCCGGUUCUGGCGCUGCUCUGUGGAGGGGGAGAGCAGGGUCUAUCACUGGGAGCCCUGGGCUCUACUCAACGAGGAGGAGGAUAACAACAGUGCUGUGUGUGUCCCGGGACGUCCUGUAGCCGUGUCCUGUUCCUACACUGGACGACUGGCUGUGUCCUUCAAACAGCCCCGGCCCGGACACAUCCCGGGACAGAGCCAUGGUCCAGCAGGGGACUUCUCCAUGCACGUGUCCAUCUUUGAGUGUGAGUCUACGGGGGGGUCUGAGUGGGUGUUGGAGCAGACCCUCCACCUGGAUGACUUCACUAGGCCCUCCUCUACCCUGGACCCUGGAGUCAGUGUAGACUCCAACCUCUUUGUGUACAGCAGGUCUGACCUGUACAUGAGUCGCGACCACCACUCUCCCAACAUCAAACACUACGUCCACCUGGACUGGCUGUCCAAAGAGGACGGGUCUCAUAUCCUCACGGUGGGGGUGGGAUCCAAUAUCCUCAUGUACGGUCGCAUCUCGGGCGUGGUCAAUGAACAGACCGCAAGCAAGGACGGGGUGGCGAUCAUCACCCUACCUCUAGGGGGCAGCAUCAAACAGGGUAUCCGUUCACGCUGGAUCCUGCUGCGCACUGUGGACCUGCUCUCCUCUGUAGACGGCACCCCCUCCCUGCCCGUGUCCCUGUCCUGGGUGAGGGACGGCAUCCUGGUGGUGGGUAUGGACUGUGAGAUGCACGUGUACGCCCAGUGGCGCCAGGACCACAAGCCCGGCGAGGCCGAGGGGGACAGCCUCUCCUCUGAAGAUAACAUCGCCGGGGGGGGUUGCUCGUCGGCGUUCAAGGGGCGCGCCCGGUCCAAGAGUGUGUUUGAGGGCAACGUGGCAAUCGACGAGGCUCUCCAGGCGCCGGCGGGGCUGCAGGAGGGGGGUCUGUUCGAGGCAGCCCACUCCCUGUCCCCCACCCUGCCUCAGUACCAUCCAACACAGCUGCUGGAGCUCAUGGACCUGGGGAAGGUCCGCCGCGCCAAGGCCAUCCUGUCCCACCUGGUGAAGUGUAUCGCUGGGGAGGUGGCUGUGGUGAGGGACGUGGAGGCAGGUGAGGGUGGAACCAGACGCCACCUGUCCCGGACAAUCAGUGUGAGCGGCAGUACGGCUAAAGACACCAUCGUGGCCGGUCGCGACGGGGGACGAGAUUACACAGAAAUCAACUCCAUUCCCCCUCUACCCCUCUACGCUCUGCUCUCUGCUGACCUGGACACCUCCUAUAAGGGAGGAGAGGAGGGGGCGAAGGGAGGGAAGGUGGCCGAGGUAGAGGGGGCGAGGAAGACAGGAGGAGAUCAGUACACAGACCUGUUCCAGUUGCAGGCGGUGACGACAGAUGACUUUGUGAGCUUCGCUACAGAGAAAGUAGAGAAGAAGUCUAGAUUCAUCAACCUGUCUCAGUACGGACCCACCUACUUCGGACCAGAACACGCACAGGUGUUAUCUAGUCAGCUGAUGCAUUCCAGUCUUCCAGGUCUGACCAGGUUGGAACAGAUGUUUCUGGUGGCUCUAGCUGAUACUGUAGCUACCACCAGUUCAGAGGUCAGCAGCUCCACUGACAAACAGUACACAGGUGGUGAGGCCCUGGAUGAGUGUGGGUUGAGGUACCUGUUAGCCAUGCGUCUACACACCUGUCUCCUCACCUCUCUACCCCCACUGUACCGCAUGCAGUUGCUGCACCAAGGUCUGUCUACGUGUCACUUUGCGUGGGCGUUCCACUCGGAGGCUGAGGAGGAGAUGUUGAAUAUGAUCCCGGCCAUGCAGAGAGGAGACCCUCAGUGGUCUGAGCUACGGGCUGUAGGGGUGGGCUGGUGGAUACGCAACAUCAACACACUACGCAGGAUGGUGGAGAAGGUGGGUAAAGCAGCGUUCCAGAGGAACAACGAUCCUUUAGAUGCAGCUCUGUUCUACCUGGCCAUGAAGAAGAAGGCUGUUCUCUGGGGCCUGUUCAGGUCUCAGCGUGAUGAGAAGAUGACGGUAUUCUUUAAGAAUAACUUCAGUGAGGACCGCUGGCGUAAAGCAGCUCUGAAGAACGCUUUCUCUCUGCUGGGGAAACAGCGCUUUGAACAGGCUGCUGCCUUCUUCCUGCUGGCUGGCUCCCUGAAAGACGCCGUCGAGGUGUGCUUGGAGAAGAUGGAGGAUAUCCAGUUGGCCAUGGUAGUAGCCAGGCUGUACGAGGCUGACUAUGAGAGCAGUUCCACCUGUCAAGCCAUCCUGUAUGAGAAGGUUUUGGGCUGUCAGAGGGACGGGUCGGGCUACCACUGCACCAAACUACACCCGGACCCAUUCCUACGCAGCAUAGCCUUCUGGAUCAUGAAGGACUACACCAAGGCCCUGGACACGCUGCUAGAGUGCAUCCCCAAAGAGGAUGAUGAGAACCCAGAUGUGAUGGUGAAGUCGUGUAACCCAGUGGUAUUUAGUUUCUAUAACUACCUGAGGACACACCCCCUGAUCAUCCGCCGCCACUACGCGUCCCCAGAGGGUGCUGUGACAUCAUCACUAGGCCUCACCUCGGAGAAGAGCAGCGUCGACGAGAUCAACCUCAUCGAACGCAAACUCUUCUUCACCACCGCCAACGCACACUUCAAGGUGGGCUGUCCAGUGCUUGCCCUGGAGGUGCUCUCUAAGAUCCCCAAGGUGACCAAGAAGUCAGUCUCCUCGUCCCCCCUAAGUAAAGGCUCUUCCAUGGCCAACGUCAGCUCUAGCCUGCCCCUGGAGAAUGGGAACCAAGGGGCCCUGGACUGGGCCUCUCCUGCCCCAGUUAAGGCCAAUCCUGCCUGGGGUACAGAGGAGAGCUCAGCCACACUGGACUGGAGUCAGCCUCUGGUCAAAUUGGAGGACGAUGGACUCCAGCUGGACUGGGGAGAUGAUAAGAACGAUGAUGAAGAUGAUGAUGAUGAUGGUGGUCUGACAAUGAAGAAGACUGAUGUGGAGACCAAAGCUGACGAGGGGUCUGGGGGGGUGAGACCACCUGGGCUGCAGAGAGAGGACUCUCAGGGUGAGUCUGAGGUGGACGUGAUCGCAGAGCAGCUGAAGUUCCGAGCGUGUCUGAAGAUUCUGAUGACAGAGCUCAGGACGCUAGCUACAGGCUAUGAGGUGGAUGGAGGGAAGCUGCGCUUUCAGCUCUACAGCUGGUUAGAGAAGGAGAUAGGAGCCAUGCACCGCAUCUGUAACUACAAGGUGGCGGGGAAGGAGGAGAGCCAGGAGCUGGAGAGAUGGGAGGAUGGAGGAGGAGUAGAGGACGUGUUUGAGGAGUCCCUGGGGGGUGGCGGGGGUACGGAGGCGGGGGCGUAUGAGCGCCACCAGCUGGGGCGUAGGCGUCUUGCAGCCAAGCAGCUUCAUGCUGAGAGAAGGAAGGCGUGGCUGAGGAAGAACCAGGCUCUGCUCCGGGUCUUCCUGUCCUACUGCAGCCUGCAUGGAGCCAAGGGAGGGGGGGUCACCUCGGUACGCAUGGAGCUCAUCUUCCUGCUGCAAGAGAGCCAACAGGAGACUACAGUGAAACAGCUCCAGUCCCCCCUGCCCCUCCCCACCACCCUCCCCCUCCUCUCAGCCAGUAUCGCCACCACCAAGACGGUGAUCUCCAACCCUGUCCUCCACCUCAGCAACCACAUCCAUGACAUCCUUCACACCAUCACACAGAUGGAGCUGCCUCCACACCCUGAACUCAUGGACGACAGGGUGAAUCUCCUGCACACCCUGGCUGCCUCUCUGUCUGCCUGCAUCUAUCAAGCCCUGUGUGACAGCCAUAGCUACAGCAGCCAGGCAGAGGCCAAUCAGUUUACAGGGAUGGUGUACCAGGGUCUGCUGCUGAGUGAGAGGAGACGGCUACGCACCGAGAGCAUCGAGGAGCACGCUACACCCACCUCUGCCCCCGCGCAGUGGCCAGGUGUGUCCUCUCUGAUUGCUCUGGUCCAGUCAGCCCAGGGCGAGGAUCAGCCCAAGCUCAACGUGUUGCUGUGUGAGGCUGUGGUGGCAGUUUACCUGUCCCUGCUCAUCCACGGGCUGGGCAUGCACGCUGGCAACGAGCUGUUCCGCCUCGCUGCUCACCCCCUCAGCAACAAGAUGUGGGCGGCCGUGUUUGGGGGUGGUGCUAAAAUCAUCAUCAAACCCAAACGGAACGCCGAGAUCACUCCAGCCGUGCCAGCCCCUCCCCCGGCAGAGGAUGUAGACAGACUCAGACGAAGGUUUAAUAUGAGGAUGCUGGUUCCUGGUCGUCCAGUAAAGGAAGUCCCUGCCACCCCCCCUCCCGUCCCUGCAGAGAGACCCGCCUACAGGGAGAAGUUCAUUCCUCCAGAGCUCAGCAUGUGGGACUACUUUGUGGCCAAACCCUUCCUGCCCCUGUCAGACAGUGGAGCUCUGUAUGACUCAGAUGAGAGCGGAGCGGAGGAUGACGAUGACGAUGAUGAUGAUGCCUUCCUCUCUGACACGCAGAUGACUGAACACUCUGACCCCAACUCAUACAGUUGGUCUCUGAUCCGUCUGGUCAUGGUGAAACUGGCUCUACAUAACGUCAAGACCUUCCUUCCUCUCACUGGACUGGACUUCACAGACCUGCCGGUGACGUCUCCUCUGGGGAAUGCUGUACUGAAGACACUAGAGAACUGGGAGACCAUACUCCAGGAGAGGAUGAACAAGUUUGAUGGUCCUCCUCCCAACUACAUCAACACCUACCCCACUGACCUCAGCACAGGAGGGGGGCCUGCCAUACUGAGACACAAGGCCAUGCUGGAGCCUGACAACACACCUUUCAAGAAUAAGAACCACAUUUCGUUCCCUGCGAGGCGUCUCUGGCACUACCUGGUGAAACAGGAAGUUCUUCAGGAGACUCUGAUUCGCUAUAUCUUCACUAAGAAGAGGAAGCAGAGCGAGUGUGUUGAAGGCUUUAUGGAUCUCCUCAGCCCAAACUGUGUAUCUGGAGCUCUCAGGUUCAACAAGGUGGAGGGAGACUUAGGCUACCCAGGAAGGAAUGCUAAGAUCAUCCACAAGGAGUCUGACAUCAUCAUGGCCUUCGCCAUCAACAGGGCUAACACCAAUGAGAUAGUGCUGGCGUCCACUCACGAUGUGCAGGAGGUUGAUGUGUCCACUCUUCUAGCUGCUCAGCCCUACACCUGGAUAGGAGAGGACUUUGACAAGGAGUCACACAGUUCUGAUGACGUGGACUACCGUUCUUCCCACACUAACGUUGCCCAGGCCUCCUCUACCCCGUCCCACUUCAACCCCAAAGACAUGGCAGCCUCUGCAUCCAUGCCCUGGCUGGGGAGUGGGCAGACCAGCAUGGGGGCUUGUGUGAUUAUGAAGAGGAACCUGAACAAUGUGAAGAGAAUGACCUCCCACCCCAUAUUCCAGUACUAUAUGACUGGGGCUCAGGACGGCAGUGUCCGUAUGUUUGAGUGGAACAGGCCACAGCAACUCAUCUGCUUCAGACAGGCAGGCAACGCCAGAGUCACACGCCUCUACUUCAACUCACAGGGAAACAAGUGUGGUGUAUCAGAUGGAGAAGGCUUCCUCAGUCUGUGGCAGGUCAACCAGACCUCCUCCAACCCCAAGCCCUACGUGAGUUGGCAGUGCCACACUAAGACCUGUGGUGAUUUUGCCUUCAUCACUUCCUCCAGUCUCAUCGCAACGGCAGGACAGUCCAACGACAGCAGAAAUGUAUGCCUGUGGGACACUCUUGUUUCACCUAGUAACACCAUGGUGCAUGCCUUCCCGUGCCAUGAGAACGGUGCAACGGUGUUGCAGUACGCUCCCAAGCAGCAGCUGUUGAUCUCGGGAGGCAGGAAGGGCUUUGUGUGUGUGUUUGACAUCCGACAGAGACAGCUGCUACACACCUUCCAGGCCCACGACUCAGCCGUCAAAGCCCUGGCGCUCGACGCCUCUGAAGACUUCUUCGUAACCGGCUCAGCUGAGGGGAACAUGAAGGUAUGGAAACUGGCAGGCCAUGGCCUCAUGCACUCGUUUAGCACAGAGCAUGCCAAGCAGUCCAUCUUCCGGAACAUCGGAGCGGGCGUCAUGCAGGUGGAGACCCGCCCCGGCAACCGCAUAUUCACCUGCGGCGCCGACGGAACCCUCAAGAUGAGGGUUCUACCCGACCGCUACAACAUCCCCUCUAGUAUCUUCGACAUUCUGUAGACCGCAAACCACUUCCUGUACUGUCUGUAGAGAGGUCAUCUGAUUGGUUAGUGGUUGAACGUUGAAAUGAUAACCAAACAUCUUGUAGAAACGUAAAUACCUGAAAGUGGUAUGUCUGAAUGGCGGUGGAUAGGAAGGAGUAAGGUUGAAAGAUUAACCAAACUUUCUUUCACUAGUAUAACAUUGUGUAGAGAGCCUAGACUUGUGUGAGAGAGACGAAGAGAGAUCGGGGUAAAGGUUUACAGAUAGAUCACUAAGUAUAUUACACUACUGGAUAGGCUGGUUGAGAGGGCUCUAAUGGUAUGAGUGACGCAGAGGUGAAAUGUUGAGAGAUGACCAAGGUUUCAGCAGCUUUGAGAGAGCGACAAAGAGUGUACGGUACGGUAUGACUUUACCUAGCGGAAAUCGUAUCAGAAAAGUUCAAUUGAGCUGUGAAUAUUUUUUUCUUUCCCAAAGCCUAAAAGCGUGUUUUAAAACGUAAAAACAACAGGUUCCAUACUUGAUUUUAACAGUUAGAUUUCCUGUCGUUUUAAAAGCGGCUGCUGGACGUUUAUGAGUGUGUCAGUCCAUAUGAAAGCUAUGCAUGACUUCCUGUUCUGGUUUUAAGCGGUGCAAUCUCACGGUUUAUUGAUAUGAUAGUGCUCUGUACAAGUGCUCAAAACUCUUAAAGUGUCUAUCUGUUGUCAUUUUGUGCCCAUAAGCUGAACAAGUCUCUUAGCGUCUACAUUUAACCAGCACUGUGGUUCCUUUAGUCAGUCAGUCAGUGGUCUGGUGUGACUCUAAAGUUGUUGGAUCUGCAUUUUGUUGAAAUGGUUUCAUCCUCUUCAUUCCCUGGCUAAUCUCACUGUUAAUGACAAAGUUUAAUGGCACAUUAUCCCCAUAGUGACCCCAUCCCAUAACACUGGCUGCCCAGUGACUCGCUAGCCUACUCCAUCGAUAGAUCUGUUGAUUGAUUGAUCCUAGCUAUGUGAUCACCUCUCUGUAUCUGCGGCCUGCCUGCCGUCAAAAGCCUGUUUGUGCGGCAGCAGCGGCCUCACUGCUAGAACAUUGUGUUUGGAAGAUGGUGUGUUUUGAUCCUGUGACUGUGUGUAGUCUAUAUGUCUCAUCUGUCUGUUCCACACUGAAUACCCCCCCCCGGAAGAAAGAAACACAUGGGGUCUGUUAUGUUCUGUAUGGGUCUGUUAUGUUCUGUAUGGGUCUGUUAUGUUCUGUAUGGGUCUGUUAUGUUCUGUAUGGGUCUGUUAUGUUCUGUAUGGGUCUGUUAUGUUCUGUAUGGGUCUGUUAUGUUCUGUAUGGGUCUGUUAUGUUCUGUAUGGGUCUGUUAUGUUCUGUAUGGGUCUGUUAUGUUCUGUAUGGGUCUGUUAUGUUCUGUAUGGUUCUGUUUUUGCACACUUAUUUGUUUUUGGUUGGUUGGUUGUUUCUUUGCAGGCUGUUGUUAUUUGUGUUGGACUUUUUGGCUUUUACUUUAGGAAUGUAAGGGGUUAAUACUGUAUUUUACUGGGACAUAGUGCAACAUGGCAUAGGUUUGUGUUUGGUGAUACUACUGUGCUGUAUUGUUUUUACAAACCUUAUUGAAUAGAUAUUUGCACUCAAAUCUGGGGACACUAAAAGUUUAUUUCAAAACGAAUAGGCUAUGAGAAGAACAAAGAAACUACUGUUACAUACAAAUGAAUGUCUGGCUGUAUUUGGCCUAGUAGUAAAAAGUUAAACAGUUUUAAUAUAUAAAUAUAUGAAAUACCACAGCAGCUUGUACAAACAUGAAAGCGUUUUACUUAAUUUUUUGUUUUGUAUCAUACCGGCUGGAUUAGUUGUAUUUUUUGUUAAAUGUUUGUAUUGUUUUUACUAUUAUACGUAUUAUUAUUAAACAGAUUUGUGUUUCCUUCCCUC